CAGGCCUCCCUGUCUUUCUGCAGGGACUGGAGAGGCUGGGAUUUCCCUGGGAUCCCUGGACCUGCCCAGGUCCAGCCCCCGCCCAGAGCUGACAGGGGAGGGAGCUCGCCGAGCUGACAGAAGAGAGGAAAUUCCCCUGGAACCUGUUUCUCUGCUUCCUGGCUCAGCUGGGGCACCCACUGGAGGGAGAGGCCGGGCCAAAGACCAAGGCUGGCCAUGGCCAUGGCCUCAGCCCUGAGCCCACCCCGGAUCCCCAAGCCCAAGGGCGCCCUGCCCUCACACUACCACGAGAGCUUUCUGGAGAAGAAGGGACCCCGAGACCGGGAUUACAAGAAGUUCUGGGCAGGCCUCCAGGGCCUGACUCUCUAUUUCUACAAUAGCAAUCGGGACUCCCAGCAUGUGGAGAAGCUUGACCUAGGGGCGUUUGUGAAGCUCACAGAUGAGGCUCCCUGGGGGAGCUCCCAUGAUCCUGGCACCCACUUUUGCUUGGUCCUGCGGAACCAGGAGAUCAAGUUCAAGGUAGAGAGCCUGGAGUCUCGGGAAAGGUGGAAAGGUUUCAUCCUGACGGUGGUGGAGCUCCGUGUGCCGUCCAACCUGACCCUGCUGCCCGGACACCUGUACAUGAUGGCCGAGGCCCUGGCCAAAGAGGAAGCACGCCGUGCGCUCGAGAUGCCCUCGUGCUUCCUGAAGGUGAGUCGGCUGGAGGCGCAAUUGCUCCUGGAGCGCUAUCCCGAGUGCGGGAACCUAUUGCUGCGGCCCAGCGGAGACGGCACCGGCGCCUUGUCGGUCACUACACGCCAGACGCUCAACGGGACUCCGGUGGUCCGGCACUACAAGGUGAAGCGCGAGGGCCUCAAGUACGUGAUCGAUGUGGAGGAGCCGUUCUCCUGCACCUCAAUCGAUGCAGUAGUCAACUAUUUCGUGUCGCAUACCAAUAAGGCUCUGGUGCCCUUCCUGCUGGAUGAGGACUAUGAGAAAGUGAUAGGCUACGUGGAGGCGGAUAAAGAGAAUGGCGAAAGUGUGUGGGUGGCGCCCUCGGCCUCCUCUGCCUCCUUGGUCCCCGGCCCAGGUCCUGCACCCCCCAAAGGUGGCCCUAAGCAGCUGCCUCCCAUGCCUGUGUCCAGCCAGGACAAGCUGCCCCCGCUCCUGCACCAGGACGAGAACUAUGUGAUCCCCAUUGGAGACACUCCAGCUGCAAACUACAUGAAUGAGGACGUGCCUUCCCCUAGUCGGCCAGUUGUUCUGAAGCCCAAGAAGCUGGCCAAGUUUCAGGCAAAGCCUCCAAAACCGCCCAGUGUGCCCAGGCCAGGUAGGGGGGGGUCCCCUCCUCCCAGUCCCUCCCCCAUCCAGUGGAAGGCCAGCCUCAGCCUUCAUCUGUCUUCUCCUUCAGAGCCCAAAGUCCUCCACAGUGGCCUGGCCAGGAAGCUGGCAGUCAGCUCAGCACAGGCUUUCUUCCCCACAACAGGGUUGGCAGACGUGACAGCAGAGCUGGAAGAGAAACUGCAGAGGAGGCGGGCACUGGAGGAGGCAGCUGGGCGCACGGGGGACCAGCAGGCCAGUCUCCAAGCAUGGCACCACAGCCAGACAGAUCCCUCCUCUAAGAAUUAAAACCCAAGUCACCACAGUG
This is a messenger RNA of Sus scrofa (pig), 1627 nucleotides long. It is a transcript of the gene STAP2, whose product is annotated as signal transducing adaptor family member 2. The record is from RefSeq and is a predicted model, not a curated record. Gene Ontology annotation, molecular function: signaling adaptor activity. Lineage: Eukaryota; Metazoa; Chordata; Mammalia; Artiodactyla; Suidae.